AUGACCGCAAAGGUACCACAAGCAGAAACCUUCUUCGAUUGCCUUUCCACCAAAGAGAGGACAGGGGUGCGCUGUCUGCGGUUGACGCAUUUUCUUCUCGCGCGCGCCGGCCUCUUCCAGUCAAUUUGUCUCAUGUUCUGGCUGGCCGAACGCGCUGCUCGGGAAAAGGAGCCCCCAAUUCAUCCGUGGAUCAUCUAUGGUCAUGUGAAUGUGUCUGACCGCCAGUCGCGUGUUAUAACCGUGACUGAUGCUCGCACGUCGGUCGAUUGUCCCGUUGCACAUCUUCUCAAGUCUGACGACCUGGGGAUCCAGCGUCGAAAACUUACUGAAUAA
Dibothriocephalus latus is the source of this 333-nucleotide messenger RNA. NCBI's taxonomy places the organism in Eukaryota, Metazoa, Platyhelminthes, Cestoda, Diphyllobothriidea, Diphyllobothriidae. The record is from the annotation of a GenBank genome assembly.